Molecule: messenger RNA, 2787 nt
Organism: Chinchilla lanigera (long-tailed chinchilla)
Lineage: Eukaryota; Metazoa; Chordata; Mammalia; Rodentia; Chinchillidae
Gene: Slc5a1
Product: solute carrier family 5 (sodium/glucose cotransporter), member 1
Biological process (GO): transmembrane transport; sodium ion transport
Cellular component (GO): plasma membrane
Molecular function (GO): D-glucose:sodium symporter activity
Source: RefSeq, a predicted model, not a curated record
CAGCCCAGAGCUGCUCCCCGACGGUGCAGCGCAGCACAGCGCAGCGCAGCGCUCCGGCGCGACUGCCUCGCUGCCCCACCGUUGCGGGUCUCCUCCCUCGGGGAGGGCACGGGUUUGAUUAUUAACCCGGAGGCUGCAUAAAGAGUGAGCGGCCUGCGCGGACGGGACGGACUCAGCGCCAUCGCCAUGGACAGUACCACCUGGAGCCCACAGGCCACCACCUCUUCCGAACCUGUGCAGUCCUACGAGCGCAUCCGCAAUGCCGCAGACAUCUCCGUCAUUGUCAUUUACUUUGUGGUGGUGAUGGCCGUUGGGCUGUGGGCUAUGCUUUCCACUAAUCGUGGGACUGUUGGAGGCUUCUUCUUGGCAGGCCGAAGUAUGGUAUGGUGGCCGAUUGGAGCCUCGCUCUUCGCCAGUAACAUUGGAAGCGGUCAUUUUGUGGGGCUAGCGGGGACAGGAGCAGCUGCAGGCAUUGCAAUUGGAGGCUUUGAAUUCAACGCGCUGGUUAUCGUGGUUGUGCUGGGUUGGGUGUUUGUCCCUAUUUACAUUAGGGCUGGGGUGGUGACAAUGCCAGAAUAUCUGCGGAAGAGGUUUGGAGGCCAGAGGAUCCAAGUCUACCUUUCCGUUUUGUCCUUGUUGCUCUACAUUUUUACCAAGAUCUCAGCGGACAUCUUCUCUGGAGCCAUAUUCAUCAAUCUGGCCCUGGGCCUGGAUAUAUACUUGGCCAUCUUUGUUUUACUGGCAAUCACUGCCCUUUACACAAUCACAGGGGGCCUGGCAGCUGUGAUAUACACGGACACCUUGCAGACGGCCAUCAUGCUGGUGGGGUCUCUUAUCCUGACUGGCUUUGCUUUCCAUGAAGUGGGAGGGUACGAAGCCUUCAUGGAUAAGUACAUGAAAGCGAUUCCAACCAUAAUUUCUGAUGGAAAUAUCACCAUCAAGGAAGAAUGCUACACCCCAAGGGCCGACUCUUUCCACAUCUUCCGAGAUCCCAUCACAGGAGACGUCCCGUGGCCUGGGCUUAUCUUUGGGAUGAGCAUCCUUGCCCUGUGGUACUGGUGCACAGAUCAGGUCAUUGUACAGCGCUGCCUCUCAGCCAAGAACAUGUCUCACAUCAAGGCCGGCUGUAUUUUGUGUGGAUAUCUGAAGCUGCUGCCCAUGUUCCUCAUGGUGAUGACAGGAAUGAUCAGCCGUAUCCUGUACACAGAAAAAAUUGCCUGUGUGGUCCCCUCGGAAUGUCAGAGAUACUGUGGCACCUCGGUUGGCUGUACCAACAUCGCCUACCCAACCUUGGUGGUGGAACUCAUGCCUAAUGCUGUUUAUCCUCGUGCUGAUUGCCAUCAGCAUUGCCUGGGUGCCCAUCGUGCAGUCAGCGCAAAGUGGGCAGCUGUUUGAUUACAUCCAGUCCAUCACCAGUUACUUGGGACCCCCCAUUGCAGCUGUCUUCCUGCUUGGGAUUUUCUGCAAGAGAGUCAAUGAGCAGGGAGCCUUUUGGGGACUGAUCCUAGGAUUUCUGAUUGGGGUUGCCCGUAUGGCUACUGAGUUUAUCUAUGGAACUGGGAGUUGCAUGGAGCCCAGUAACUGUCCCACAAUUAUCUGUGGGGUACACUACUUAUACUUUGCCAUCAUCCUCUUUGUUAUUUCCAUCAUCACCAUCCUGGUCGUCUCCUUCUUCACCAAGCCCAUUCCAGAUGUGCAUCUCUAUCGUCUGUGUUGGACCCUGCGCAACAGCAAAGAGGAGCGUAUUGACUUGGAUGCAGUAGAGGAGGACAUCCAAGAAGCUCCAAAGGAAACUAUUGAAAUUGACACAGAAGUUCCUGAGGAGAAAAAAGGAUGCUUCAGGCGUGCCUAUGACCUAUUUUGUGGUCUGGAACAGAAGGGACCCAAGAUGACCAAAGAGGAGGAAAAGGCCAUGAAGAUGAAGCUGACAGAUACCUCUGAGAAGCCUUUGUGGAGGACAGUAGUGAACAUCAAUGGCAUCAUCCUGCUGGCCGUGGCUGUUUUCUGCCAUGCAUACUUUGCAUAAGUUCCGCCUUCUGCUGUAGACUUUCCAGACUAGCACCUUUACUCCACCAUUCUAUGGUGCAGAAGGGAAUUUUGUCUAUUGUAAACUUUGCCCAGUGAGAUAAAUGGGUACAUGUGUAAUUAUAGGCAAGCUGGAAAAACAUCACUGUUUUGCUGUUAACUGAUAUAUUUGAAGCCAUUGUAAUACAGUCAUCUGUACAUAGUAAAGUUGCAGAAGGAAAGUUUAGUUAUAUCCAGGAAAAGUCGAACUAAGAACAGAAGCCCUGUGAUAUCUGAUGUAAGUCCAGUGUAUGUGCCAACCUUAUUUAUAAUCCUUAAAUAUUAUUUUUAGAGUUCUGGUCUCCCAAGUUCCUUCCUUUCUGACCUUCUUAUCAUUAAAGAAAAAAAAUGAAAUCCCUUCCUUGACAUCAUAUCCCUCUCAGAUUUUUCUCAGUGUAAGAAAAAUAAUCUAAUAGAUUUACAAAUGCAUGAAAACUGAGGAUGGGAGCUUAAUGGGGUCUCUGCCCUGGGCAUUUGUUCUUUAAGGUGGAGGCCUCAGAAAUGUAAAACUUACCAAAUAGGGAGGGACCCAGGCCUCAGUCUCAGGCUAGUGGAGCAGCAGAUAAUCUUGAGUCCAGGGAGUUUUCUGUUCUUAAAAAUGUCCAUUGUGUGGUCCCUGUAUUUGGGAUCCACUUAUUUUUGCAUUCAUUGUACCUGGAAUGUCUUAGCCACUCAAUGAUGUUUUUUGACUAAAUAAAUGAUUUGGACAUUUGUUUAUAGACA